UGGUUCAACAAGACAGAUUACCCAAUAUUUAAACCGUAUCAGCGAUAUCGCCGCUUACACCCUCAACAGCCAUUUUAUAUUCUGCACCCCCGAAUGGAAUGGCAGCUGUGGCAGCGAAUACAAGACAAUAUGGUGGAGACCAUACAAAAAAACCCACCCUCAUCAGGCUUGUUGGGCACAGUUUUAAUGAUGUCCCUGUGUGAAGUGGUACAUGUGUACGAGUUCCUGCCUUCACGACGGAAAACCGAGCUGUGCCACUACUACCAGCGCUUCAGUGAUGCAGCCUGCACCCUAGGUGCCUACCACCCUUUA
Molecule: messenger RNA, 312 nt
Organism: Sinocyclocheilus anshuiensis
Lineage: Eukaryota; Metazoa; Chordata; Actinopteri; Cypriniformes; Cyprinidae
Product: beta-galactoside alpha-2,6-sialyltransferase 1-like
Exons: 2
Biological process (GO): sialylation
Cellular component (GO): Golgi apparatus
Molecular function (GO): beta-galactoside alpha-2,6-sialyltransferase activity
Source: RefSeq, a predicted model, not a curated record